AUGGUCGAGUUAUAUGUCGCGGACAACUGGAUUUCCAACGACUGUGCUAUCCUAUUUGGGUUCGACCACAUGCAAGCCAAUCUCAUAGGUACUACCUGGGACCGCACCCACCAACCACCAUUGUUCCAACUGCAACUUCUCCGGACCAGCUACCCGGUUAGGUUCCUGGUGCCACGUUUGCCGGAGGUAAUCGCCAACAUCGAUACACCGCGGGUUUUCGGGUCACAGGUAUCCGAGAAGCCACAAGAGUAUAAUCUUAGGAACUUAGAGCGACUUCGUAAGAUACUCAAUAAGUCCCCAGAGGAACUGUAA
Sphaeroforma arctica JP610 is the source of this 312-nucleotide messenger RNA. RefSeq lists its product as hypothetical. The record is from RefSeq and is a predicted model, not a curated record. The coding region runs from base 1 to 312 and encodes 103 amino acids. The transcript has a single exon. NCBI's taxonomy places the organism in Eukaryota, Ichthyosporea, Ichthyophonida.